AGUGUAAACAUGACUUAUCCUCUGCUUGUAUUGAGGUUAUGUUUUUUUGACAACUUGUCAAUAGAAAUGGCGACAGCUUUAUCAUACGAAGACUUGCGCAAGCAAGCUAGGCACUUGGAAAACGAAAUAGAUUUAAAAUUGGUUGCCUUUAGCAAGCUCGGGGCUGGGAUUAAAGCUCCCCACACUAAGCAUUCUGAUACAGUGCCCCUUUUAUCAGGAGAGGAUACUUUUGAAGCUAUGGCAGUGGAGAUUGAAACGUUACUAUCAAAGUUAAGCCAAGUGAACGAAAGAUUGUCAGAGCAACCAGUUUCAGGUGCAGCAAUGUUGCAUACCCUACAAAGACAUCGUGAUAUUUCAGCAGACCUAUCUAGGGAGUUUAAUAAAACUAACUCCCAACACAAUUACAGAAAAGAUCGUGACGACUUAUUGAAAGGAUCAAAUGAAAAUUUUAGGUCUGAUGGAGUUAAUAAUAGAAGGGACAUAUAUUUAAAAGAAAAUCAACAUGCUCACAAUUCUGAUCGGCUGGUAAACGAGCAAAUAACCAUAGCAAUGGAAACCCGGGAAAAUUUGACCACGCAAAGGCAGCACUUGAAACGGCUGCAAACGCGAUUCAACGACAUUUCAAACCGAUAUCCGCUAAUAAACAGUUUAAUUCAGAGGAUUAAUCUUCGUAAACGAAGAGACUCCAUUAUUUUGGGCCUUUUGGUAUCAGCGUGCACAAUUUUGAUGCUAAUAUACGCUUUCCAUUAGCUAAAAGGAUUUGUGAUAGAGGGUGUUAUGUAUAAUCGAUUUGUUUACCUUAAAUAACCAAUAUAAUAUUUUAUUACUAAAA
Messenger RNA from Brassicogethes aeneus, 832 nucleotides. NCBI's taxonomy places the organism in Eukaryota, Metazoa, Arthropoda, Insecta, Coleoptera, Nitidulidae. The record is from the annotation of a GenBank genome assembly.